This is a messenger RNA of Anarrhichthys ocellatus (wolf-eel), 2271 nucleotides long. RefSeq names its product heat shock protein 9 (gene hspa9). Gene Ontology annotation, molecular function: ATP-dependent protein folding chaperone; ATP binding. Lineage: Eukaryota; Metazoa; Chordata; Actinopteri; Perciformes; Anarhichadidae. The coding region runs from base 1 to 1485 and encodes 494 amino acids. The record is from RefSeq and is a predicted model, not a curated record. The transcript has 11 exons.
AUGUCCCACUUCUGUCUCAACCCGAGGCGCCACUUAACUUGGGGUGGAGCUACAUUAUGUCAUGCUACCAAAGAUGCUGGUCAGAUCUCUGGUCUGAAUGUCCUGCGUGUAAUCAACGAGCCCACAGCUGCUGCUCUGGCCUACGGCCUGGAAAAAACCCAGGAUAAAAUUAUUGCUGUGUAUGAUCUGGGUGGAGGCACGUUUGAUAUCUCAGUCCUGGAGAUACAGAAGGGAGUUUUUGAGGUGAAGUCCACCAACGGCGACACUUUCCUGGGGGGAGAGGACUUCGACCAGCACCUCCUCCAACACAUUGUGAAGGAGUUCAGGAAGGAGUCUGGUGUAGAUCUGAUGAAGGACAACAUGGGCCUUCAGCGAGUCCGAGAGGCGGCUGAGAAGGCCAAGUGUGAGCUGUCCUCUGCACUGCAGACCGACAUCAACCUUCCCUACCUGACAAUGGAUGCCUCUGGUCCCAAACAUCUCAACAUGAAGCUGACCCGCUCUCAAUUUGAAAACAUUGUGGCUGACUUGAUCCGACGCACUGUGGCUCCCUGUCAGAAGGCCAUGCAGGACGCCGAGGUGUCCAAGGCAGACAUAGGGGAGGUGCUGCUGGUUGGAGGCAUGAGCCGUAUGCCCAAGGUUCAACAAACCGUUCAGGAUCUGUUCGGCCGCGCUCCCAGCAAGUCCGUCAACCCCGACGAGGCCGUCGCCAUAGGAGCAGCCAUCCAGGGUGGUGUUUUGGCCGGUGAUGUCACUGAUGUGCUGCUGUUGGAUGUGACACCGUUGUCUCUGGGUAUUGAGACCCUUGGCGGAGUCUUCACCAAACUCAUCAACAGGAACACCACAAUUCCCACCAAGAAGAGCCAGGUGUUCUCCACAGCAGCUGAUGGACAGACUCAGGUAGAGAUCAAGGUGUGUCAGGGAGAAAGAGAGAUGGCAGCAGACAACAAGGUGCUGGGUCAGUUCACCCUGGUGGGACUCCCCCCCGCUCCCCGCGGUGUUCCACAGGUUGAGGUCACUUUCGACAUUGAUGCCAACGGCAUCGUCCACGUCUCGGCCAAGGACAAGGGAACAGGCCGAGAACAGCAGAUUGUGAUCCAGUCAUCAGGAGGUCUCAGUAAAGAUGACAUCGAGAACAUGGUCAAGAAUGCUGAAAAGUACGCAGAGGAGGACAGGAGGAGAAAGGACCGAGUGGAGGCUGUUAACAUGGCUGAGGGCAUCGUCCACGACACAGAAUCCAAGAUGGAGGAGUUCAAGGACCAGCUUCCAGCUGAUGAGUGCACCAAGCUGAAGGAGGAGAUCUCCAAGGUCAGGGAUCUUCUAGCCAACAAGGACUCAGAAACAGGAGAGAACAUCAAACAGGCGGCCAGCACCCUGCAGCAGGCCUCACUAAAGCUCUUUGAAAUUGCCUACAAGAAGAUGGCGGCAGAGCGGGACGGUGGCAGCAGCAGCUCAUCAGAGGGAGAGAAGAAAGAAGGCCAGCAGUAGACCUUUGCACUAGUCACUGGGUUUCCAUGACAUGGGGCUGUCUGGCUCGGCGGUGGACUGGGUGGGGAGGCUGGCAGUGACGAGCUGAAUCUUAGUCAUUCUCACCAUAAUAUAUUAUUCUACUGUGUUUUGGCAGUACAAUUCUUUAGUCAAAAGAUGUAUCGAUAUAUGCUCCAUGUCCUAUGCUAUCCUGUCAGUAAUUUAAUUGUCUCAAAAACAAUGUAAUGUAUGAUUAUUUUUACAAAGCUGUUCAUUUGCAUUCUGAGGUAGUAAAGGUUAUUUUUUGUGUGUCUAAGACAUCAUGUAGGCUUCGUGUUCUUUGGCUCCAUCAUCUGAAGCUUGUUAAUUGCUCUGAACAAUUUCUUUGAGCUGAGUUCAAAAGCUUGUACAGAGGACAGCCCUGCUUCGUCUACAUACUGGAGCGUGAUCGCACUAAUUAUAGCAAUUUAGUAGUGAUGGUGAGAUGAAGCUUCAUUGCUCUACUACUCCAUCAGGUGGACAAUAAAUGUAAAACAGGCAGUGAUUAUAGUGACACCAUGGAUUUGAAUAAAUGAAUGUUUGUGAUGCUCGAAUAGUUUCCAAACAAACGCGCAAUAAAGUCCCAAGUCCACAAAAUGUGAGGGGGGGGGGAUCCAUUGCGUUUCGCUGCUCCUUAUAUCUCGAAUCACACACCAGACCCGUGAGCCAUUUCCUGAAUCAGUAGCGUGGUACGGCCGGCUCGCGAGGCUUAGAGCGCCACAAACACAAGCCUCGAUACGCGCUUCGCAAAAAUCUUCCUGGAUUACU